GCUUCUGUCCACUGGGGCCCUAGCCCCUCUCUCUCCAGCCACCUACACCACUGCCAGGGGGCUAUGCAGCUGCCACCCUUCGACAUGUGGAAGGACUACUUCAACCUGAGCCAGGUGGUGUUGGCCCUGAUCCAGAAUCGGGGGCAAGGGCAGGAGGCCCCAGGGACUGGGGAACCGAGACCUGAGGCCCAGCAAGAGCAGGGGCCGGGAGGGCAGGGGCCUAGUGGGGGCCUGGCCACCCUCUGCAACUUCUGCAAGCACAAUGGGGAGUCUCGCCACGUGUACUCCUCGCACCAGCUGAAGACCCCGGAGGGUGUGGUGGUGUGUCCCAUCCUGCGGCACUAUGUGUGUCCCCUGUGCGGGGCCACAGGUGACCAGGCCCACACGCUCAAGUACUGCCCGCUCAACGGGGGCCAGCAGUCUCUCUACCGCCGCAGUGGGCGCAAUUCGGCCGGCCGCAAGUUCAAGCGCUGAGGACCAUGAGGUGCUCAGCCCCCGCACCCCCAGCCCUCCUGGUUCAGUCCUACCAAGUCCCUGGACUCACCCCACCUCCCUUGGAGUCACCCAGCCCUUUGGAAUGUCUGACCUCCAGAACUCCAUCCCUGCUGGAUCCUGAAACAAUGGAGUCUGUGGAGAGCCAGGCCAGCCCUGCCCCUUGGACCUCUCAGCCCUAAGGUUUCUGUCCUGGAGAUAU
Messenger RNA from Camelus dromedarius (Arabian camel), 694 nucleotides. RefSeq names its product nanos C2HC-type zinc finger 2 (gene NANOS2). The record is from RefSeq and is a predicted model, not a curated record. NCBI's taxonomy places the organism in Eukaryota, Metazoa, Chordata, Mammalia, Artiodactyla, Camelidae. Gene Ontology annotation, cellular component: perinuclear region of cytoplasm. The transcript has a single exon. Gene Ontology annotation, molecular function: mRNA binding; zinc ion binding. Gene Ontology annotation, biological process: oogenesis; negative regulation of translation. Bases 64 to 474 code for a protein of 136 amino acids.